Messenger RNA from Fusarium vanettenii 77-13-4, 1815 nucleotides. RefSeq lists its product as uncharacterized. Bases 1 to 1815 code for a protein of 604 amino acids. Lineage: Eukaryota; Fungi; Ascomycota; Sordariomycetes; Hypocreales; Nectriaceae. The transcript is spliced from 8 exons. The record is from RefSeq and is a predicted model, not a curated record.
AUGAGAAGGCGACCCAGCUGCGCCUCCAACGACUUCCCCCCUCCCUUUUCGGGAGCUCCCGCCCCGUCGCAAGGUAGUAUGGGUCUGGAUCUGUUGCCCAAGUCACUUCUUAGCAAGACAUCCCGUCCGAGGACUGAGUCGGCUGGUCCUCAACGGAUGCAAGUUGAGCUCGAAAAGCACCCUGCCUUCCGUGGCUAUGUCGAACGGUUCGAGCGGUGGACAACUGCCACUCUUGAGUGGGUUGACUGGUCUGAACCAGACGAGUGGAGGAAGCGGCUCACCAGGACGGCUAAGAUCUCUCCUGAUAUCGAAAAUAAGGCACUGCUUGAAGUCCUAAGGGAAGGCGACAUUGAGAUCGAUGAUAUUCCUUGCUUCAUCCAACCUUCCAGGAGUUCGGCCCGCUGGGACCGUCGCGUGUCGCAAAUCGAAAAGUUCUGCGCUGGCGGCGAAUUCGUCCUUCAGAACACGAUAGCGGGGGAUCCAGAGAGAUCCGAGGUGACCGGAACACAGGAGCCAGAAGCAUGGGUUUCUGAUCGAAACUGGGUUGACGAGGCUCUCGUUGGUCCCCGUCCCAACUACCCACGGAUCCUCGACAACAAAAAACUCUUCCGGGUUCUGGAGAAGACGGUUGAGGGCUUUCGCAAUCUCUUUGCCGACUACGUCACCCCAACACCAGAACCCAAAUUUAGACUACGAGAGUCUACUUGGUGGGGUGGUUGUUUCGUUAUCUCCUUCAAUAUCCCUUACUAUGGUAUUAGCACUCGGGACCUCCAGGACUGUCGGACCAUAUCGAACGGCGGGAAGCGGCUCCGAAACCGUCACGAUCUUGACUUCCUGCACCUUCAUGAUCAUGAGCCAUCUGAAGAUGAGAGAGCUUCCUUCCACGAUCAUGCCAUUUUACAUGAAGCUGUUUAUUCCCUCACAGUAACGGGCAAAAGCGACAAGUAUUGGACCGCGGCGUGCUUGGACGACCAUGCCUUCAACGAGGAGUCCAAUUUGGAAUCGGACGAAGAAACCGAGGUAUUGGUUGGGAAAUCAGAUCCCAUUAUCUUCCAGGCAGAAGUCAAAAAGGCAGAAGUCGAACUCACUAAGUCUCCGAGAGCCUACGCGGUCGCAGCACUCAAGAUUGCUCUGGACAAGAUUGUUGAGCACCAUGGGAACGUACAAGACUGGUUCAAAACCAGCUUCUAUCUCCAUACCUCCGACGGAGAAGACGGCUCUCCAGGCAAUAUCUCAGCCAAGGAAAUGGAUACUUGGUUAGAAAAGUUCCCCAAAACUCUCAACUAUGUGGUUCAUUCGACCUCCAGCCUGGUCACACAGCUGGAUCACUUUUUGGAGAAGGAUGUUAUUCUCGGCCCAGAUGCACUGCCCCAAGGCGUCCUAUGGCAAAGCCUGCAGCACGAUGCGAUUGCCUUGCGGUCUCUGCUUGGGGUCAAGCAGUGCAGAGACGAUCUAUGUGGCAUUGAGGGUGAGCUCAAGCAACUGGAGAUUGCGUACGAAGGAGUGAGGCGGAAGAGGAAAUAUGACAACGAGGGCGAACAACAGAUCUUAACGAAGCAGGUUCACCGAAUUGCCAUUGCUGCAUUUGUCUUUGCGAUACCAAACACAGUGGCCCAGCUCUACUCUGCCAUGCCAGACAUGGGUGGUUCGGCGUCCUGGCCCUCGUACGUGGCCAUGGUUAUGGUCUGCAUUCUGAUGGGCGCUGCUGUGGCCAUGUACCUGUCCGGGGAGUACUGGCAGAAAGUGCGGCGAUGGUUUGAGCGUGUGGUUACAUUUCUAUCGGAGACCUUCCGAGCCUUGCGGCGUCAUGAGUGA